This is a messenger RNA of Lates calcarifer (barramundi perch), 6056 nucleotides long. It is a transcript of the gene dnajc5ga, whose product is annotated as DnaJ (Hsp40) homolog, subfamily C, member 5 gamma a. The record is from RefSeq and is a predicted model, not a curated record. NCBI's taxonomy places the organism in Eukaryota, Metazoa, Chordata, Actinopteri, Centropomidae. The transcript has 7 exons. Bases 237 to 908 code for a protein of 223 amino acids.
CCGUCCGUCUUCUUUCCUGGAAGGAGGAAUCAGCCAAUGUCCUCUGGCGGAGGGAGAGCCACACACGAACAGGCGAACCGGCGGCCGCAGCAGGCUACCGCUUGUCCGCUACCGGGCAAACGUUACCGUGUUUCGGACCCUUUAACCGGGAGUUAAGACAUUAAACCGGAUGCCUCUAUGAUCCAGCUAACCUCACAGCGAGAUAUACAGUGUUCAGUUUGCACAAGAGGUGAGCCAUGGCUGAACCAAACUCCUCCCGCCCCCAAAGGAAGAUGUCCACCGCUGGGGAGAGCGUGUACAAGGUGCUAGGGCUGGAGAAAGGAGCCUCAGCUGAGGACAUCAAGAAAGCAUACAGAAAGCUAGCGCUGAAGUACCACCCAGACAAGAACCCAGACAACCCGGAGGCAGCGGAGAAGUUUAAGGAGAUUAACAACGCCAACUCUAUUUUAAAUGAUGAGACCAAGAGGAAGAUUUAUGAUGAAUAUGGCUCCAUGGGCCUUUAUGUGUCUGAACAGUUUGGAGAGGAAAGCGUCAAAUAUUACUUCCUCAUGUCCAAAUGGUGGUUUAAGGGUCUGGUACUGUGCUGUACGUUGUUCACCUGCUGCUGCUGUUGCUGCUGCUGUUGUUUCUGCUGCGGGAAGUGUAAACCACCCGACGACGAUGAAAACUACCAGUACGUCGACCCUGAAGACCUGGAGGCUCAAAUCAAAGCAGAGCAGGACGGAGGUAACACAGUAAUCAUAGGCCAGCCCACAUCUAAUCUGGGUCCAGAAACCCCAGAAGGCCAGAGUAAGCCCAUCCCCCUGCCCAUGCCCAUGCCCAUGCCUCCACCUGAGCCCCAGUCGCCGACCUCAGCCAAUCCAGCAGGGGCAGAAAACCCCGGAGAGACCUUACCAGAGUCAAAAUGACUCGAAAGUGACGGUGUGGACGAGCCUCAACUUGCAGAAGCAGCCUUUCGAGCCCUUAUUAUGACCCAGCCACAUUCGACUGCUGCCAGAGAUCCAGAGACCCAGAGAUCAACCAGCCCAAAGCCACCAGCCAGCCCAGGCCCUCGCCUCAAUCCUCAACCCCCCUUCGACUCGAUCUACCCACCGGACAACACCUGCAAGGUGGGCACUUAAUGGCUCUUGGGCCCCCUCCAUGGAAGGGGGAGGGGUAUUCAUGUAAAUUAAACGACUAGCUGGGCUCUGGCAAUGCUAAGACCCUCACUGAAAAUUUCAUGCCAACUAGUAAAUACAAGGCAACUCAGCCGUUCUCCGAUGAGUCGCCUCUCUCCUUCCAGCUUGCCAUAGUCCAAACCUGGGCUGGAUGUGACCUCGGUAGCAGUCCAGUUAUCCCGGGCCAGGCUCAGCAACAUACCUGAGCUCCUUACUAAUCUGUUCCGGUCAUCCCAUUCCAGCCAGUAAGGAUGUGACACUGGGCGGGAAGAUGGCAAAAAACAGGGGAAUAUGAGGGCGAAAGAACAUGAAGGAAAGGUGAUCCUCAUUGUUUAUCCGUUAUCCAGACCAGGACUGGAAUUAUCUUUCUUAUCUCUCUCAUCCCUCCUCAUCUCCCUCUGUUAAAACACUUCUUCCCCUUUUACUUGUUUUGGAUUUGAUCUCCAAAAAGAAAGCCACGAUCGUUGGUGGUAAAGUAACUCCUUUAUGGAAUUGGACGCCAUUUUCGAUGUGUAAAAAUCAUCAGAAGCCAGCAACAAAACAUGAGGUGUGGAAUACCCUUUUUUCCCUCUUCUUCUUCCUCCUGUCUUCUUUCAAGAAACCAUCGCCUUCAGUUACAUGUUGUGUCACUGCCCUCUAACGUUCAUCCUUUCACCCCUAACUCUUGAUGCCAAGUGUGGUGGAUUAAAGUUUUAAAAUUGGGUCACGACCACAUUUCACAUGAACGCACAAUCUGAAGGGGGAAGAGCAAAGGAGUUGCAAAGCGACUGCAGGACUGACACUCACAGAUUAUGUCUUGUUUAAACGUCUGAGCCAAAACCUGGAGGUAGAAGAAUUCAGAUCAGGAGUCGAGGCUUAACUUCCCCAGUGUGCAUGCAUUUUUAUCCGGAUGCAUGCCCCCCCUCUACCUGUACAGCACUGGAACCCACAACCACAGAACAUAGAAGAACUGCUUGGCCUAACCUUACAGACAUGCAAACUCUGGUUACACACAUCCUGUAUACAAACACACACCUGUACCAGCCCUUAUGUCAUCGUGUGCCACCCUCGGCUUUAAAAAAAUACAAACAAACAAAAAAAUAUAUAACCCCCGGCAUUAUCUAUAUCUAAAAUGGACGACAACAAAUGCCAUACAGUGGAAAACAAACGAAGCGUUGAAGUUAUAACGCAGAAAAGACUUUAAAUUGAUUAUGUUUUGUCAGAUCUACAUUACUGCGCUCCGUCUUUUGUUGCAGAGUUUUUUCGUAGACCAAAGCUAACAGCUCCAUGUAGCUAGCCAACCAACCCACGAUGAGUCAGGUCGAGGCUGAUAGUCUCUGGAAAUGCCAUUUUGCUCUGUAAGCCACCGUUCUGUUUGUCAAAGUUGUUUGUAUAAUAUGCAUUUAGGUCUAUGCACCUUGUGAAGCGAGUCGGUUGCCAUUUCAUAUGAGUAUCUUUUUUUUUUUUUUUUUUGGGGUUGCAGAUCUUUUAUUGUACUUCUUUUGCUUCCAGAACUACAUCAACUUUUAAGUUACUUGAUUGUUUAUAACCUCAGGUCCAGAUUCACUAAGACUGCAUUACAAGGGCAAUCUCCUAAUUUGAUUGCAUUGAGGUUUUUGAGUUUUUCAUUUAAUUCACAGAAUGUUUUGUUCAUUUGAACAGACGCAGCUCUGAGAAAGCAAUCAGCCAUCUUUAUUGGAGAUUUUAAGUGGAGGACUAAUCCAUUACGUCCUGUAUCUUCGCACUGUAAAUCUCCUUCCUCACUCAUCUUUCUUGAAUUUCAAUCCUUUUCUUUUUCUCCCUGAUUUCAUGGUGACAGUGCUGUGCCUUGAACAAUAACUGCAGCAGUGACUGAACAGAUAAACCUGUAAAUGUGCACAAGUAUUUUGUAGCUGUUCCUUGUCUUUACAUCAGAUUACGUACAUGACCGUAACUGGUUAUUCAUUAGCUUUUUUCAUUGUAUAUUUUUUGGUGAUUUGCGUGGUUCCCUCACUUGCUGAUUUUGGUUGAUAAUUGCUCUUCCCUGUGCAAAACUUUAGUGAAUCUGGAUCGGCAUUUGGUGUCUCUGCUCCUUGAAGUGCACGGCGAUCACAGCCAGAGUUUUCUUCCUACUACGGGUGUGCACUGAAGGUUUAAGUUGGUUUUAUCUGACAUUUUCCCUUUUCAGUUUGGGUUUGGUUAGAGAGGAGUAUUCACCCAUCAGUCAUGGGUCAUUUGUCGACAUGGUCAACUUUGUCUCAUGCGAAAAAUGUCUGUCAUGACCAAGGUUCGUCUUCAGAUGUCCAAUCAAUUGUCCACAAGUUAAAGAGACUUGGGCCCUGUUCAUACCUGGUUUUAACAAGUACCUUAAGUGACCUGAUCACAAGUGGUCACUCAAGAUCAGAUCACCCGUGUUAACACCAGGUAUGAACAGGAUGUUAGUUUAUUAUCAUGUGACUCAAAUGAUUGACCAAUCAUUGUUGCUGUUAAAUUUUCUGUCAACACCUUGUUACAGCUCCAGUGAACCUUUACACAGGGACACUAGAGGUCAGCUGUUACCAGGGUUCCAGUUGGUGCAGCAUGGUACUGAAUUUUGAGGGCUGUUAAGAGUCUUCUUAACCCAAAGCCACGUUUAUUUUCCCCUCAGUUUUAAUUAAAUCAUAUUAGUUUGCUGCUCUAAUUCACCACGGCUGUGUUCCAUUUAAAGUCAGAAGUCAACUUCGGGUGCAAAAACAAGGAAGGAAACCCUUGAUUUUGUCUCUUCCCACUGACUGUUUACUGUGCCAAGAGUCAACAUCAUGUGGACAGUACUCAGUAAUAUUAACUCUAAUUGAUUUAACGCACUUUACAUCUGGAACAUAAGCAUUAUUAAUCUUGUAAUAUAACUUUGGCGAGCAUUUGUGCCACCUUAACAUCAUUUAACGUACUUUAGGGUUCAGCCAAUUUCACUCCACCUUUCAUGUUAUUAAUUCAUUUCUAAUUUGUUGACUUGCCUGGAACGAAGGAUAAAGAGUUUACGUGUCUUGUGACAUGAAACUGAAGAAUUCUCAUGUCUGCUCUAACUGCAGAUAAAAGUAGUCGAGCCAAAUUUGCCUAUCAAAGGGUGUUUUCUAAAGGAAUAAUUAGACAUUUUGGGAAAUAUGUUGAAAAUAACCUGCUGCCAUCGGACUGAACCAGGCUAGCUGUUUUCCCUUAUUUCCAGUCUUUGUGCUAAGCUAAGCUAAUCACCUUCUGGCUGUAGCUUCAUAUUUACUGCACAGACCUGAGGGUGGUAUCAAUCCUCUCAUCUAACUCUCAGCAAGAAAGAAAAUAAUUUCUCAAAAUGUCUAACUAGUAAGUCAGUUAUUUGAAAAGAAAAAGGUCUCGUCCUUGGAACAUUUGGCUGCCAUGAGUUAUUAGGUCCCUUUUAAUUCAAUCAAAUCUUUAAAGGUGCUCUAUGUAAGUUUUUGCUAACGCUACCUAGCUGGUGUUAGCAUCAGCCUAUGCAGACUGGACGCUACAGUGACUCACUAUUACAAAGUUGUAUUAUUAGACGGGAUGGGCUGGGGCUAGCUGGUUAGCAUGCUAACUUCAGUAGAGGAAGAGAAGCAAUAGAAAUAGAAACAAAACAAGUUAACAUUGGUGUUGAAACAGCUCUCUGUGUGUAAAGGAAUAAAUUUUGAUCCUGAACUCGAAACAUUUCUUCUAGACUGGUAAUUAAACAGCUGUUAAUGCUAACGUUGGCUAUGUUGCGUUAGCACAAACAUCCAAAUUGCACCUGUAACGUUUUGUUUGAGCCAUGUGAAAGUCGAUAAGUUGAUAUGCUUUGGAGAGUUAUUGUCCAGUGUGGAGUUUUGUUACUUGUAGGUAAAUAUUUGUGGUUUUUAAAUGAAAUGUUUUCCUUUUCUAAUGACGGAGUGAAAAUUAAAGGUUAAUCUUUUUUUGUCUUUCCCACAUGAUAAAUAAAAUCCAUAGUGUGUCUGUCUAUGAAAUGCACUGUUACACUAAGAUUAAACUCAUUUCUCAGCUGCUAAAACUCUUCAACAAUGCCUGGUGAACUGCAAUAAACUAAUGUAGACCUACAUGUAGGACCAGCAACCAAGCUCUUUGUUUCCUUUUUUUAAAAUUACAACAACAAACAUCUCCAUUACACUAUACUGGCUCUGUCUUUGAUGGAAUUUACAUAUCAGCUCUUAUUUCUCAGUGGAACGCUCUGCAAACUUUUUUUUUUUUUUUAACAUCAAUAGCCAAAACAUAUUUGUAAUUUCAAGAGUGUCUCGUAACAUUUCAGGUAUUUAGUUCUUUUAAAACAAACCACUUCAGUAUAAAAGAAGCUGUGGAGCACUGAAAAGAGACAUGCUAUUUAUUAUUAUUUUUUAAAUUGUUGUAAAUAACUCACAAAACGGCAAAAUAACUGACAAAAUUCCUCAUUGUUAAUGGACAUGUUUUAUGGAUUAAUGUCUGUUUAAACAGUGUACAUGCAUUUUUUUAUUUUCAUUUUUUAUUUAUAUUACACAGAAAAACCAUAACUUAUAUGUAAUAUUACUAAAAGUGACGAUGGUGGGAGGUCAACUUUUAAAUGAGGAGCGCAGACUCUAAAGUUGUGUGUGUGUGUGUGUAUGUGUGUGUCUACUUUAAAUCUGGCUGAAAUGCUCCAUGCUAACCUUUUAGCAUACACUGCGUUAAGUGAACAUUAUGCUAAUGUAUGCUAAAAACAGUUAGCGUGGAGCUAACGUUCCUCCUGGGAUAGAUGGAUGAUGAAGGUUUCCAGCGGUACAAUCUACCAAAAUUGCUGUUUUUCUUUAAAGAGUGUCAAGAAAAUAUUAACAUGAGGAAGAAAUUUUAUCAUUGUAGUUUUUUGUUUUUUGUUUUGGGGCGUGUCUCUGUUGUAGUUCCCUGUGGACGACCUGUAAAUCAGUUAUUCUGAAAUUCAACCAAAUAAAAAAAACGGGGAUUUUAUAA